AUGCCAGACCGCAGAUCUGUUGUGCUGAGUUUGACCACAACCAGCCAGAGAUGUUACUUUACAGACCAGCAGAGAUCAAAAGGAGACAAGUGUGAAGUUGAUAAACUGGAGCCGUUUACUGACUAUGUCUGUCAGGCCCAGGCCAGAUAUGGGGGAUAUGAAGUUGGUAAACCAGCAUCAGUUAACGUGAAGACUAAGAGUGACAAACCAGAUGAUGUUGAUACACUAUCAGUGAGCAACCCUGAAAAUAAUGCGAUAAAAGUGACCUGUAAUCAUUCAAGACGAUUUCAUGGACCUGGAGGGAAAUACAUUGCCCGUCUUUCACUAAGUGGUCACCUUGUGACAGAGAAAGAAAAUACAACGAGCAAAUGCGAGUUUGAAUUCAAAGAUCUGAGCUACCUUACUGCAUACGAAGUAGAGGUUGCUGCUGUCAACAGAGAUUAUCCUAUAGGCACUGGGAAAACAAAGGAAGUUGACACUCUCGAUGAGGACAAAGUUGUGAUCAGGAUACUCAUCUUCUUCACUGUGGCUUUCCUGGCCCUGGGAAUCUUUGGUAUUAAGAAGACAAGGGCCCAGAGUGAUACGAAUGAAGAGGAGUUGUUUCAAUCGACAGCAAUUUAUUCUAAUGUGCCUGAUCUUGAUGCUGUCAUGAAGAAGCACUGGUGAAAAAAUACAAAGGCUCGAUGGAACGUCCAACCUAACGGCCAAAUUCCCAUCAGUGAGCAUGUUUAGCAUGUGUCUGUUUACAUGCUCUUGUCUCUCAUAAGGAUUUAAAAUGCAUAGUUUGAGGUUGGCUUUUCUUAUAAAAAAGGGCUUUCACACAUUUUUCUUUUUCUCUGAAGCUUAGACAUAUACUUUUGGUGCACACUGUCCAAGUUUUGGCUGAUUUAAGAGUUUGAUUUUAUUUAUUGCUGCUUUCUCCUCAGCUUAAGCCAAACCCAAUUCAAAGCAGGUUAUUUAUCAUAGCCUUCACAUUAUCAUUACCUGUUAUUAUAAUUUUCUUGUAAUCAUGUUACAUAAUGCAAACUAAACUUUGUGUAAAUGCGAAGAUACAUAAGCUGAAGAAACAAAUGCUGUGCACUGUGGCUGCUGGGUGUCCUGCUGAGAGGCAACUUCCCCUAACUGCAGGCCUCGAAUUGAGUUUGUAUCUUUUUAAUUUUUUCGGCUAUGUUUUUUACAGUUUCAUUUCAAACAAAUUUAAUGAUGAGAUAUUACCUCUCAUACUUGCAUGGUCAAUUACAUUUUACUGCAUACUUUUGAUAAAGUACAAAAACAAAAUAAAAUGAGUCAGCUCAACGGAAGAUUUGGCUCUCAUUUUUUCUCCUCAUGCUAUUUUUAUUUUCCUGUCAUCUGUCAUUUUCCUGUCUACUGGGAUUUUGGUGCAAACCUGCAACUUGGAGAGUGUGUUUGUACAACAUACUAAAACUAGUGAUGCAACAGUUGUGAAAAUCAGGGCCGAUGCCAGUGUUUUAAAUAACAUCUUGGACAAUACAGAUACCAAUACGUUUUCAUUAGCUGUUGUUACUGGAGUAUGGUUGUCAGUGAACAGAGUCAGUUAGUGUGUGGUGUGCAGUGUUACUCAUCUCAUUGCCAACCGCACACUUGAACAAAAUGGUUAUAAAUGCUAUCAAAUGUCCCCAUAUGUGGGGUCCUCACCUUAAAAAAAUGAAGAUUUUAAAAAUCUUUACGUGUGUGUCGGCUUAUGAUAAAUAUUUCGGUUCUCUCCUUGCUCAAAGUUGCGCUAAGAAUUUUCCUAAAUCACUUUUAAGCUGGGACUUCUAGCUAGGGUUAUUCAAGCUUCAGCUGCCCUUAAAAAAACAAACAAACAAACAAAUGAGUUCUACAAGCAUUCAACCCCCAUUCAGUGUGUGCAAGACAUGAAAUAUUCAGACUAGGGGUGUGCCGGUAGUCGAGUGGUUAAAGGUGCGCACCAUGUACGCAGGCGGCCCGGGCCAUGUCUCUCCCCGCUCUCUUCCCUGAUUCCGGCUCUAUCCACUGUCCUUCACUCUAAUAAAGGCACAAAAAAGCCCAAAAAUAAAUCUUUAAAAAAAUAAAUAUUCAGACUAAAUAUGUUUACUGAACCAGGCUUUAUACAUUUUUAUUUCUGCUUUCUGUUUUUAAAUCAGUGUGUAUGUGAUUUCCAGGUCUUCAGCAGUGAACUAUAGGUUUUUCCCACUUCCAAAGUUGCUUCAUCAGGUUGCCGCAUGGAUGUGAACACCUGUAAAGAGCUUGAAGGACUCAGUCCAAAUAAAAACUGAAAGCUUUAUUUCAAUACUUUUUAUACAGGGUGAUUGUGAUGUGGGUCUUCAAUUUGACAUGAAAUGUUAAGAAAACAGCCAAACUACCAAAUCAAAAACAUUAUUAGUAUCUUAUUUUCUCAAAGGGAUUAUUCCAGAGCAUCGUCAGAGUGCCCGUGGAGAUGUAAACUGA
Cheilinus undulatus (humphead wrasse) is the source of this 2430-nucleotide messenger RNA. RefSeq names its product receptor-type tyrosine-protein phosphatase C-like. Gene Ontology annotation, molecular function: protein binding. The coding region runs from base 1 to 666 and encodes 221 amino acids. The transcript has 7 exons. NCBI's taxonomy places the organism in Eukaryota, Metazoa, Chordata, Actinopteri, Labriformes, Labridae. The record is from RefSeq and is a predicted model, not a curated record.